Molecule: messenger RNA, 1494 nt
Organism: Hyphopichia burtonii NRRL Y-1933
Lineage: Eukaryota; Fungi; Ascomycota; Pichiomycetes; Serinales; Debaryomycetaceae
Gene: MIF2
Product: Mif2p
Exons: 1
Coding region: 1-1494 (497 amino acids)
Biological process (GO): attachment of mitotic spindle microtubules to kinetochore; kinetochore assembly; spindle attachment to meiosis I kinetochore
Cellular component (GO): kinetochore
Molecular function (GO): centromeric DNA binding
Source: RefSeq, a predicted model, not a curated record
AUGGACUUGUUAUCGUUAGGGUCCAAAGCGAGGAAAACUGGGAUAGAACCACCUAGGAAUGCUGCUAAAGAUGAACAUGACAUGGAAAGUAUUAAUGAAUACUUCAAGUCGGACGACGAGGAGGAAAUAUCGGGGGUGGGAGCUGGUGAAGGGAGGAUGAGGGCCGCUGGGCGCCGCCAACCUGAGUCUCUAAGGGGCAGAACUGGUAAAAGGGUGAUCUCUGGCGGUAAUACUGAACUUCGGAAUGUGGCGAGAAAAAUUAACUUUAGUGAAGCUGAAGCGGAAUCAUUUAAGCUCUCGCCAAUUGCAUUGGGUUCUAAACAACAACAAAAGAAGGAUAAACAUAAGAAAUCUCCUUUAAGGUCACCUUUACAAGAAAAUCAAGUUUCCAGACAACAAGAACAAAUAGAUGAGGGUUUUGGUCAACUAGAUGACUUUAAUAAUGACGAUUACGAUGAUUUUAAUGAAGUCCAUGAUGAUAGUUUAUCUCCAAUCCCAUUAGAAUCCAUCCAAGAAGAUUUACCUCCAUUAUCUCCUCCGAGUGAUAAGGCUGAACAGAAAUCAGCUAAUUCUUUAACUAAACGAAUGGCUCUUGGUAAAACUUCUAAUCGUAAAACUCAAAAAACUAAACAACCCGGUAAUUUAAUUUCUCCUCCUCAAGAUCAAUCUUCUUUGAUUAAGAAAUCAAGAAGACCUUCUAUCAAACCAAAGGAAACCAUAACAAAACCUUCUCCUCUACCUUCUCCUCCUCCUGAUGGACUACGUAGAUCGAAAAGAACUAGAAUAGCCCCUUUGGCUUAUUGGAGAAAUGAAAGAAUUGUUUAUUCAAGAGCUGAUGAAAAAAAUAAUGAUCCAGAUUCAACCCUAAUUAAAGAUAUUAGAAAAGUCCCCUUACAAGAAAUUGAAAGCGUGGUCCAUAUCCCUGAUUCUAAUACCCAAUCUAAUAUACCAAACAAGAAAAGAUCAAGACAAAGAUCAAGAAGUACUCCUCCAAAACUGAAACGGUCUUCCUCAAAUAAAUCUAAUGAUGAAUACGACUAUGAAUCUGAUCCUGAAAUUGAUGGUUCUCAAUGGUUUAAAAAUAAAAUUAAAAAAAUUAAUAUAAGAUCUCAACCUAGAAAAAUUGCUUUUACCCCUGAUGCUGGUGACUUUGAAUCUCCUCCUAAUCGAGAUGGUGAAGUUGUUCAAGAUAAUUAUAAAGUGGCCACCUUAUUUGAUUCUUAUAGAGAAAGUAUAGCGGGUGGAUUACUUGAAUUCCCAAUUGAAGGUUUUAAAGGUUUAAGAAAUUCAAGUAGUUCCACUUUACUAUGUCAUGUUGUAAAAGGUUUAAUUGAAGUUUCCAUUAACGAAGAAGUAUUCUUAGUUACAAGAGGUUGUUCGUUUGAAAUACCAAGUGAUAUCAAUUAUAGCUUGAAAAAUAGAGGUCGAAUCCCCGCUAAAAUCUUUUUCAUUCAAACAAACCUUAACGACGAACUUUUCUAUGACGAACUUUAA